This is a messenger RNA of Pipistrellus nathusii (Nathusius's pipistrelle), 681 nucleotides long. Lineage: Eukaryota; Metazoa; Chordata; Mammalia; Chiroptera; Vespertilionidae. The record is from the annotation of a GenBank genome assembly.
AUGAAGGUCCUCAUCCUUGCCUGCCUCGUGGCCUUUGCUCUUGCAAAGGAGACUGUAGAAAGCAGUUCUAGCAGUGAGGAGAUCAUUGCCCACAUCAACAAGCAGAAUGCUGAAAAGUUAGAAAAUUACAAACAGCAGCAAAAAGAGGAUGAACGCCAGAACAAAAUCCACGCUUUUGUCCAGCCACAGCCUCUUUUCUAUCCUAAUGCUGAGCCCAUCCCUUACACUGUCCUUCCACAAAACAUCCUGCCCCUUGCUCAGCCCGCUAUGAUGCUGCCUCUCCUUCAGCCUGAAGUGAUGGAAGUCCCCAAUACUGAGGAGACCAUCAUUCCUAAGCGCAAUGUGAUGCAGUUGCCUAAAUCUCCAGUAAUGCCAUUUCUUCAGCGCCAGAUCCCAAACCUCAAUGAUCUCAAAGCACAGCUCCCUCUGCCUCUGCUCCAGCCCUGGAUGCCCCAGAUCCCCCAGCUUGUUUUUCAGACUCCCAUGCUUCCCACUCAGCCCCUGGCCACCCUUCCUCAGACCAAAGUCCUGCCUCUUACCCAACAAGUGCUGGCCCACCCCCAGAAAGCUAUGCCUGCCCAAGCCCUUAUGCUGAACCAAGAGCUUCUGGUUGACCCUACCCAGGCAUUCUACCCUGUGGCUCAACCUAUUGUCCCAGCUUACAACUUCCAACAAGCUUAA